Messenger RNA from Acanthamoeba castellanii str. Neff, 504 nucleotides. RefSeq names its product putative tyrosineprotein phosphatase oca1, putative. The record is from RefSeq and is a predicted model, not a curated record. The transcript is spliced from 5 exons. Gene Ontology annotation, molecular function: phosphatase activity. NCBI's taxonomy places the organism in Eukaryota, Discosea, Longamoebia, Acanthamoebidae. The coding region runs from base 1 to 504 and encodes 167 amino acids. Gene Ontology annotation, biological process: protein dephosphorylation.
AUGGCACACUACAUUCCUCCCAUCAAUUGGGGUAUGGUGGAAGAGGACCUGUACAGGUCGGGGCAGCCCAAUGUGCUCAACUUUCCGUUCCUCGAGCGACUUAAUCUCAAGACUAUAAUCUGGCUCGCCCCCGACGAUCCCACCCAGCAAUUCUAUAAUUUUGUGGAUGAUCAAGGUAUCGAGUUGAUCCAUCUUGGGAUGGACUCGCAACUGCGAAUCUCCAACCCCUGGAAUCCCAUCUCGGAGGACACGGUCGUAUCGGCAUUGAAGCUCAUCCUCGACCCUAAUAACUACCCUCUGUCGGUCAUGUGCAACCUGGGUCGGCAUCGGUCAGGAACUGUGAUCGGCUGCAUGAGGAAGCUGCAGCGAUGGAACCUCACCUCCAUCUUCGAGGAGUACCGAAGGCACGCCGGCUCCAAGGUCCGUCUUCUGAACGAGCAGUUCAUCGAGCUCUUUGAUACCGACCUGGUCGGCAUCCCCGAGAACCCGCCCAAGUGGCUCUAG